AUGCUAAUGAUGGUUACAAUUGCAGCAGCGGCGAGACAUCGCAUCGAAUUGAAAUAGAUAGUAAUACGCAAAGUGGAGGUGGUCAAAGUGACAUCAGAAACAGUAGAGAAAAACAAUAGUGCAACAACCUUAAAUAUAGAAACACAUAACAUACCUAUGACACUAGAUUUACAAUUAAAAUGUUUACAUUUUUUACCAAAAAAAAAUGAUAUAGUGAGUGUAUAAGCAUAUGUACCUAUGUAAAUAAGUCCAAUGCCAGGAAACGGAAGCCACUGUAAUCACAAAAAUUAAUCCAUAUAUUUUUUAAUUAUUUUCUCUUUGUAAAAAAAAAAUUAAGACUUAUUGCUAGAGUUUUGGCUGGGUUUGAACUUGUAAAGCCUGACAUGGUAAUCCAUCAAUUUUGGUCUUUUGCUUUAUAAAUGAACUAAAGUAAAUAAGGCUAAUUCGGGCUCAUCCGCAUUUUAUAAACUUCUUUAAUUUCAAAUGUAAAUAUUGCGAGGUGUCUGUAAAACUUCAUAUACAAGUUAGGAAGGGCUGUCUUGUCUCGUAAUUUUUAGUAGGGUCGAGGGCGGCAAAAUAUUUUCAGAUGGUGACAAAACUGUAUAUUAAUAAAUGAUGUAAAGGUUGAUAUUUUUCGAAUAAAAUUAGCCAGAAAAAAUAGGGAUCUCAUGUUCAGAAUCUGCGGUUUAGAAAAUGUUUAGCCCGAUUUCGACCGUUUUUAGAUGACAGAGGGCAACCUCGGAGGCUCUAUUUAAAUUAAGUGAAAAAUCAGAUAAAAUUUAUAAUUGUAUAAAAUUGGAAAUUGAUGUGAUUGUAAUCUAACAUAGCCUGAUUUUACACUGUAUUAUAAGGAUGAAAUAAUAAUGCACUGAUUUAAUUUAAGUUAGUGAAAUAGUUCCUGAGAUAUGGGUUUUCACCUUAAAGUGGACCAUUGUAAAUUUUUUAAAUAGAUUUAUAUGAGGUCCUUUUCUACCAUCAUUACUGUAAAAUUUAAUGUGUCUGGUGUAUGUACAUAUACAUAUGUAUAGUAAGUUAUCCACUUAUGGUAGUUUUCAACAUAACCAUAUAUGGGAUCGGUAAUAUCCGAUUUUACCCAUUUUCGCACUGAAUGAGAAGUUGCUAAUAUAAGUAGUUAUCAGAUAGUUUGGUAGAUGUGGUAAGGGAAACAUAUUUUGGUUCUAUCCGCCGAUCUGCACUUUCAACCUUCUCAUGUUAUCAAGGAGUAUUUUAUUAAGAUAUUUUAAUUUUUACCUAUAUAUCGCUUGCACAGAUGGAUGGAUAGACUUUCGGACUUUCAAUUCGGUAAUAGGUAUUCCUAAAACAUUGUUGUCCCUACGACAACAAAAACAACGGUAAUUUUGGGUUGAUCUUCUAGAAUGUAUAGAUCGGUUUGAUCUAUUUUUAUCAGCAUGGUUUAAUAGGUACUGAUACAAUAUAGAGAUAUUUCUCUAACUAGUUGAUGGAAUUUUGUUUUCUCUCUAGCUCGAUAUCUUUACUAAUGCGUAAGCUAAAUUUUGUUAGCGCGAAAAACCCGAUGAUUCGUUCGAUUAACGCCUUUUUGUGGGCAUAGGAAUGGGUUAUGAUUCCGUUACUAUACAUGUCUUUUCAUAGAUACAAUAUUUUUAUAUUCACUCAUUCUAGUAGUGCAGUAAUCUACAUAAGAUAUAACGACGAGAAAAUCCUCAUAAUUGUACUUACUCGAGCAAAGAGAACUGCACUCACGUUCUCCAGUCCCUUACCACUUUUAUUAAUAACAUAAACCAAUUCUGAUAUAAUGAGUGCUAGAAGAGUCAUUAUCAUAAAUAUAAUAUUUAGAUUUAAAAUUAGGCAACUUUUAUGUGAAGAACCAAAACAAAUAAUUCUUUUUGCGAUUUGAACGCAUCAAGUGUAUGUUGUCUUCAAAACAAAAAAUGUAGCUUUAUUUAAGUAAAAUCUCUACAUUUUCAUCUCAAUAUUUGUAAUAUGUAUUUCUCAUAGUUUUAUUAAUUUUUACUUAUAUUUACUGUUGUCUGUUUUUACUUAUAAAAAAUGUAAAAUUAACUUCUUAGCAGAGACAAGGGGUAUUAAGAGUUUGCACUUUGAGCGGCAAAACGACAACUUCAACAUUCAAGAAGGUUUAAAUGAUCAUCUAAGCUAAUAUAUGUACAUGUAGACAUACACAAAUAUUGAAAAUGAUAUAAAUAGUUUAAAUUCGGUGAUAUUAUUUGUGAAAUAAAAAAAAUAAAUAAAUGUUUGUAAUUUAUAGCAAUUGCGUUCAAAUAACAAACUGUGUCAUUGAAAUGGAAAAACUAAAAGUUUUGAGAGAAAUCGAAUCAAAUCAAAUUCCGAUUGGACGUUACAUAGAAAAGUCUUAAGGGAACACGGCAAUGCUUUUCUUUUCUAUGUCGACUUGCUUUGGAAGGAAAUAAGUUAAUCAUUUUAAUGAAUAUUUGGCAACAAAAGUUCUUAAAACGGCCUGCGGACGACGUGGACAAUGGAUCUGAAACAUUUGAGCCGCCACACAAACUGCCAAAUAACAAUAAUAACUGCAACAAUAACAACGGUUCUGAAAAUCUAACCAAGUUCUCAGUGCAUAUUGUGCAAAAAUUGGAGUUCACCACGUCAGCGGCUAACUCACAACCGCAGCAGAUAAGCACGAAUGUCACAGUUAAGGCGCUCACAAACACUUCCGUAAAAAGCGAGUCGGACGUCGGUGGGAACGGCGGCAGCACUGGCAGCGGUGGUUGUGGUGGAACGACUACUGGUCCUGGCGGUAAUUCUGGUGGGCCGAAUGAUCCGCAAAGUGGCGGAAUAUCGAAUAAUGCUCGUGGAAACACUGGAAACAGCGGAGGAGCUAAUGGCGGGGGUGGUAAUAGUGCUACCGGUACUAAUAUUAACAACUUAAUGAGUGGACAUAACAAUUCAAAUACAACUCAGCAGCAACAAAAACUUGGUCUUGGUAGUCUAUCGAAUUUAGUGGAAUGCAAACGUGAGCCCGAUCAGGACUUUUCCGAUCUGGCUGGAUUAGAAAAAGAGAGUGGUCCAAAUAGUAACUUUCCCGGGUUUCCCGAUCUUAUGGGUGAUGAUAUCAUAAAUGAUCUACAAGACUUCAAUCCGGAUUUAUUUAGUUUUGAUGAGAAACCGCUUUUAGAUAUUAAAACUGAGGAUGGUAUUAAGGUGGAGCCACCAAAUGCACAAGACCUCAUUAAUAGUCUGAAUGUGAAAUCAGAAAAUGUGAUGGCAGAUUUUAACGCAACAUUUGGAAAUGGCGGUGGGGGUAUGAAUGUGGGUGCUGCAAAUAACGUGCCUAACGCGACUAAUAGUGGUGGUAUAGGUGGUCCUAUGAAUGGACCUCCACAUGCCGAUCCCCAAACGAUGAACAAAAUGCGACAAUUUUUAAAUGGUCCUGAUAACGGUCAGAUGACAUCGCUAGCUGCACAAACGCUAAAACAAAUGGCAGAGCAACAUCAGCAUAAGAACGCCAUGGGCGGUAUGGGAGGUUUCCCACGGCCGCCAAUGCACCAGUCACAACAGGGGCAAAUAAUGGGGGGAGGUGGCCCAAAUAAUCGAUAUAAUGAUUAUGGCAAUUUCGGGAGCGAUUUUGGUAUGGGGCCCAAUGGUUCACAACAACAACAGCAUUUGCCUCAAUUUCAGCAAAAAGUUCCUGGCAAUGGUCCAUUUGUUGGCAUGCAACAGUCUUUUCUAGAUAUUAAGCAAGAGCUCUUCUAUUCCUCACAAAAUGAUUUCGAUCUCAAGCGACUACAACAGCAGGCUCAAAUGCACCAACAGCAGCAACAACAACACCACACACAACAAAAUCAUCCACAACCAACACAAAACUCGCAUGGCCCGAAUGUACCUAAAAUGGGACCAAAUAACAACUCUGGUAGUUUCUCGAAACCCGGACAACCACAAACCCAGCAACAACAAUACUCGCCAUAUAACUCCCCAAUGGGAGCAACAGGCAAUCAGAGCCCUGCCGGUCAAUCAUUUAUGCAAGGACCGAAUCGCGGUGCUUCAGGAUCGGGUGGUAUUAGUGGAGGAGUCGGCGUAGGGAAUAGUUGUGGUAAUGGCGGUCCACCUAAUAUGACGGCGCAGCAUGCCCAAAACAAUACGCAACAACGUGGAGGACCGCAAAGCGUUCCGCAACUAAAUGUCAACAAUGGUACCGGUGGCAUGGGUGCUGGUCCUAGUGUAAGUGGAGCGUCAGGUUCAAACAAUCAAAAUGGGAACGGUGGUGGCAUUAAUGCGGGAGCGGGCAAUGCUAAUAGUUCGCAGAGUGGUCCGAAUCUACAUCAACAGCAACAACAACAGCAGUCGACAACAACAACACUGCAAAUGAAACAAACGCAGCAAUUGCAUAUUACCCAACAAGGAGGAGCUCAUGGGAUACAGGUCUCAAGUGGUCAGCAUCUUCAUUUAAGUGGGGACAUGAAGAGCAGCGUAUCAGUGGCAGCGCAACAGGGUAUACAAUUCUUUAAUCACCAGCAGCAGCAACCUCAUGGGUCAAGCGCUCAACAACAACAACAGCCACAUGGUCAGCAACAUCAAAAUACUCAAAAUUCACAGCAGCAACAGCAAUCUCAACAGCAACAAAAUCAAAAUCUAAAUCAUGGAAAUGGACCUUCAGACGGUUUCUCCAUUUCGCAAACCCAGUCACUGAAUUUCACACAACAACAGCAGCAGCAACAUGCACAACAACAACCGACACAGCAGAAUCAACAAAUGCCUUCCAAUAUGCGUCAACGUCAAACGCAGGCUCAAGCUCAAGCACAAGCUGCAGCAGCAGCUGCUGCAGCUGCAUCUGCGGCCUUGGCUCAAGUAUCAUCGACGAAUGUUGGCUCACCUGUCGUUCCGAACAACAAUAACAAUACAAAUAAUGGUGUACCUGGAGGUGUGGGUAAUUUAAUAGGACAACAGUCAAGCAGCGUGAGUGGUAAUGUGCAUGGUGGACCAGUUCCACAAAGUGUGACGAUAGGGGGAGGAGGAGGGGAUACAAUUGGACCCAGUGGCAUGAAUAACAUUUCGGGAAUGAGCGGGAAUGUCAGUAUUGGUGGAACGAAUCAAAUGGGUGGCACUAAUGGUAGCGGGUUAGGCGGGAUGAUGUCUAGCAAUUCAUUAUCGCAUAUAAAUGCCCAGAAUGGACCAAAUGCUGCUGCAGCAGCCAUGAUGAUGGGUGCAACGCCAAAUAGUGGACCCCCAAUGAAUAUUAACCAAGCCAAAUUCUUACAACAGCAGCAAAUGAUGCGUGUUCAAGCUAUACAACAACAGCACAUGGGUGGAACGCGACCACCACCGCCCGAAUACAAGGCAUCGCAAGCUCAACUUAUGCAAGCACAAAUGAUGCAGCAGAACGUUGGCGGCGGCGGCGGACGCUUUCCCAAUGCUUCAGCUCAAGCAGCGGCAAUGCGACGAAUGACGCAACAACCUAUUCCACCCUCAGGACCAAUGAUGCGCCCGCAGCAUGCGAUGUACAUGCAACAUUCAGCAGUUACUGGUUCACGUUCAACCAUGGGAGCUUUUAAUGGGCCCAUGGGAACACAACAACGUCCUCCUAAUGUCCAAGUUACUCCUGAUGGUAUGCCGAUGGGUUCACAGCAGGAGUGGCGCCACAUGAUGAUGUCACAGCAACAACAAAUGAGUUUUGGUGGAGGACCUGGCGGUCCAAUGCGACAAGGGGCUGGAUCAUUUGGCGGCGGAGGCUUUUUACCAAGUGCUGGUGGUGUUGGUCCUAUGUCUGGUGGUGGUGUUCCAAAUCACGGCAUGCAAUUGACGCCAUCACAAAUUCAGCAACAAAUGAUGCGACAGCAACAGGUCCAGCAGCAGCAACAAAUGUUAGCGAACGCCGGUGGUAGCGGAGGACCAGGCAGCGUACAGAUGCAACAAAUGCUGCAGCAACAUCAUCAGCAGCAACAAGGCGGACCUGGUAACAUAAUGGCUCAAAUGCAAAUGACAUCACUACACAUGUCACAGUCGCAACAACAAAUGACAAUGCAACAACAGCAGUUCGUUCAACAAACCGCAUCGACGGCAACCGCGCACCAACAGCAUACGCAAAUGAUGCAAAUCAGUCAGAAUGUGGGAAGCAGCAACGCAAGUACUGGCGGAAUGGUAAGCGGAGGAGUACCUAGUAUAGGGCCCAGUGCCAGCACCACCGGUUCCCUUGGAUCGGGAACAAACAACCUUGGGUCAAAUAAUAAUAAUAUCACAGGAAAUAACAUGACUGCGGCUACAGCAGUUCAAUCCACCAAUACGUCUACAGCUUCCAAUACUGCCAAUGCCAUAAAUCAAACAAUUAAUUCAGUGGUGGCCAGUUCUAAUGAUUUAUGUCUCGAGUUCCUCGACAACUUGCCGGUGGACAGUGGCAAUUUCUCCACACAGGAUUUAAUUAAUUCACUUGACAACGACAAUUUCAAUCUGCAAGACAUUCUGUAAAUCGGAAAUCGAGGCGAAUAGAAAAGGAAGAAAGUGACUGCUGCCAGGUAAACACCUAGUAUUCACCUAAUUGUACAUUACAUAACGGAUGAAAAUAAUUUUCAUCAGCUUUUGGAAAAGAAAUACUACUUUAAAUCGAAUUUGAGUAGCUUAAUUUAUAUACAUAUAAAACACAUACAUACAUACACUUGCAUAUUUACAAAUAAGCCCAUCCUAAAGCGGCAUUACAAAAUUAAAUAAUUUACUUGUGGUAAGCUUAAGCUGGCUACAUGUCUGUCUUCUGUACUGAUUUUUGAUAUAGCCUCAAAUAUAAAUGUAUGCAAAUAUAGUUUUGUUUCGCACUAAUCUAAAUUUGUUUGCUGAUAAUAUUCUUGAAAGUUAAUAGUUUGCAUUAAUUUAACAACAUUCCAUUUGUCAAGAAAAAUAAUUUAUGUAUUAACAUAAAGGGGAUGGUUUAAAUAUACCCUCGCUCUUUAUAAUACACCUAUAUCAUCAUUAUUGUUAAUUCAAUUACAUUACUAUAAUGCUCUUUAUAAUCACAUAGACAUAUGUGUGUAUAACAUGUACUUAAAAAGCAUUAGCAAAUAAAUAGAACAUGACAGCCGGAAAAUUUAGAGAAUCCAUAUAGGUAUAUGUAGAUAUAGUGUAGCAUACAGAAAUUUUAAUAUUUUUGUUAAAAGUUUUGAAUAUUGAUAAUGUUUAAACAAUAUGCUCUCAGAAAACUGCAAACAAACACUCAUAUUGAAAUGUAUACGUUUUCGUGUAAAUAAAACUGUAAUAAGAAAAAAAUUGGUGAUAUUUUUUCUAUAAUUAAAUAAUGUUAUUAGCAGGAACCCAAUAAAAGAAACAUUAAAAUAUUUUGAAUCUAAAAAAAUACUAAGGAAAAAGUAUCUUAUAAUUUCCAAUACGAAAUAAAACAAACAGCGGUAUAAACAAAUGGCAAUAUUUGAAAUUAUUAUUAGUUCUUGUAUGAGUUCCGUAGUAUAUAAUUAGAUCUAAGAUAAACAUCAAAGACACGCUAGGCAUAUGCACGCUCCAAACUAUGAUAUAAAACUGAAGUUCAAGCGCAAAUAAAUGUAAAGAAAUCAUAGGAACAUUUAUUUAUACAGAUAUUUGCAAAUAUUUAAAUACACUUUACUAAAUGUUUGUCGAAAAACUCGUUUUAUUAUACAAUCACAAAAGAUAAAUUUAAUAAGAAUGUAAAAGGUACAUAAUAAAAAGAUACAGUUUUUAGAACAUAAAAACAUUAAUAAAUAUAAACUGAUUAAUUACAAUGUAGUUGCUAAGCAAAUAAUUACAAAGUAGAUUAAAAUUGUUAUAUCAAAUUAUAUACAACUGUAGAUAUAUGUAUCCAAAUAGAUCUAAGACAUCCUUCCAAAAUCAAUAAAAGGGUAAAAGUAUUCAAAAUUGAUAUGAAA
Bactrocera tryoni is the source of this 7832-nucleotide messenger RNA. RefSeq names its product neurogenic protein mastermind (gene mam). Gene Ontology annotation, molecular function: transcription coactivator activity. Gene Ontology annotation, cellular component: chromosome, centromeric region; chromatin; nucleus. The coding region runs from base 2422 to 6414 and encodes 1330 amino acids. The record is from RefSeq and is a predicted model, not a curated record. The transcript is spliced from 6 exons. Lineage: Eukaryota; Metazoa; Arthropoda; Insecta; Diptera; Tephritidae. Gene Ontology annotation, biological process: Notch signaling pathway; CENP-A containing chromatin assembly; chromosome segregation.